GACUUCUGGCUCGGAAGCCUUGCUGGCUUGAGUUUUGAGAAGAAGAACAUUUGGAUCGAGCCAGUGGUCAAGAUGUCCGAACGCAGGUCCAAAGCAGACAUCAACCAGAAAGAGAAGAAGUCACGAUUGGAGACCCAGCUUACGCGCGUCAAUGACGACAUGGAGCGCCUGGAAACCAGGAAGACGCGGCUCGAAAAAGAGUUGUGA
Symbiodinium pilosum is the source of this 207-nucleotide messenger RNA. Lineage: Eukaryota; Dinophyceae; Suessiales; Symbiodiniaceae. The record is from the annotation of a GenBank genome assembly.